This is a messenger RNA of Cricetulus griseus (Chinese hamster), 1126 nucleotides long. The record is from RefSeq and is a predicted model, not a curated record. NCBI's taxonomy places the organism in Eukaryota, Metazoa, Chordata, Mammalia, Rodentia, Cricetidae.
CCACCAAGUGACGUGAGCGUCCACUCCGAGCUCACGGUCCGCAGGUUUCCAUCUUCCGCAAUCUGCUGUGAUGGCUGCCUCGGUCCCUGCCGCCGUUUCCCUCUCCCCACUGCUGUCUAUUCUCCUGGGCCUGCUGCUCCUCUCUGCUCCGCCUGGCGGCAGCGGCCUGCACACGAAGGGCGCCCUUCCCUUGGACACAAUCACUUUCUAUAAGGUCAUCCCCAAAAGCAAGUUCGUCUUGGUGAAGUUCGACACCCAGUAUCCCUAUGGUGAGAAGCAGGACGAGUUCAAGCGGCUGGCUGAAAAUUCGGCCUCCAGCGAUGAUCUCUUGGUGGCAGAGGUGGGGAUCUCAGACUACGGUGACAAGCUGAACAUGGAGCUAAGUGAAAAAUAUAAGCUGGACAAAGAGAACUACCCAGUAUUCUACCUCUUCCGGGAUGGGGACUUUGAGAACCCUAUCCCAUACAGUGGGGCGAUUAAGGUCGGAGCCAUCCAGCGCUGGCUAAAGGGGCAGGGGGUCUACCUGGGCAUGCCUGGUUGCCUGCCUGCGUAUGAUGCCCUGGCAGGUGAGUUCAUCAAAGCCUCCAGCAUAGAGGCCCGCCAGGCCAUCUUGAAACAGGGGCAGGAUGGCCUCUCAGGUGUGAAGGAGACAGAGAAGAAGUGGGCCAGCCAGUACCUCAAGAUCAUGGGGAAGAUCUUGGACCACGGUGAGGACUUCCCAGCCUCAGAAACGAAUCGGAUUGGCAAGCUGAUUGAGAACAAGAUGAGUGACAGCAAGAAGGAAGAACUGCAGAAGAGCUUAAACAUCCUGACUGCCUUCCGGAAGAAGGGGGCUGAGAAGGAGGAGCUGUGACAGGGUUUGCUGGGGGCAGGAAGAGGAGAGCCACCUGCUGGCUGUGAGGCCCCUGUGGGGUAUAAGGGGUGGUGGAACAAAGCAGUCCUGAACCAGAAACCUGAGCUCUGAGUACUCCCGGACAUUGAUGCUGCUGAGACCAUACAUAGGACAUCCCCUGAGCCAGUGUGUGGAACUGUGCGCUCAGUCAAGGCUAGUGAGAUGCCCCCAAAGAGGAAUUGGUGCUACAGAGAAGUUCAUUCUGAACAAAUAAAGGUCUGUUUUGGUUAGGUG